Messenger RNA from Ooceraea biroi (clonal raider ant), 2865 nucleotides. Its product is annotated as meiotic recombination protein REC8 homolog. Lineage: Eukaryota; Metazoa; Arthropoda; Insecta; Hymenoptera; Formicidae. Gene Ontology annotation, molecular function: protein binding; chromatin binding. Gene Ontology annotation, cellular component: meiotic cohesin complex. The record is from RefSeq and is a predicted model, not a curated record. Gene Ontology annotation, biological process: meiotic sister chromatid cohesion; double-strand break repair.
GGCAGUCGCGAUUCAAUUACGAAUCUCAAAUAAUAUUUAUCGUGCGCUUAUCUUAAACGACAAAGCGCUAUUUUUUGAGUUCUUACGACAUGAUGUUUUUUUACCCAAUGUUCCAUGUUCAGAUUUUAUUUUCUAGGGAUCCUAGUAAAGAAAAAUAUCGCUUAUCAGAAUUCCUAGAGAACAAAGUUUUCUAUUGGUCGUCAAAUGUUUCAGACGAAGAAUGAAUUCUGCAUAAAAGACAAUUAUUUAUAAAUAUCAUGAUCAGAAUAGAUUAUCCGAUCUACUAAUAUCCGAAAUAUCUGUAAUUCUAAUUGUUCUCUAUUUCCUAGAGAUAGUCAUCUUACUGAUUCCGGCGUGCAUUUUCCCAAUUCGAAAAUCACUUAUAAUUCAAAAAAUUGUUUAAAAAUUGGAUCUUGUAAUUAUACUUUAAAUAGAAAAUAAAAUUUCUAUUUUAAAACUAAACUACCUAAUAUAUCUAAACACUAGAAAGCGAAACAAGAAGGAAAAGUAUUGAAAAAGUGCAAGGAGUGCAUUCAAGUGAUAGCAGUUGAUGUAUGUACAGUUGGAGGCACUUUGCACUUGAUUUCGAAUAAUUCCAACGGUCAACGGCAGUAGCAAGUUUCUACUUACAUUCCGGAGAGACCACGAAAUUAAUUGAAAAAUAUGUUCUAUCUCGUCGACCUACUUUCCCACCGUCGCAGGGGCAAAUUGGCCCCUUGCUGGCUCGCUGCAACGCUCAACCAGAAAUUAUUUAAGAGACAUUAUAAUUCCGAUGCGAUAAAGAAGCUAGACGUCAUAAGAAUUUCUGAAGAGAUUUUAAAGAUAAUCCAGCAGCGCGGCGGCGCAAGACAGAGAUUCAGCUUGUACCUCUCAUCGCAAUUGCUGUGGGGUAUCAUUAAGAUUCAUCAGUAUCAGAUAACAUGCUAUCAAAAAGAUAUUUCAAUGGUGUUGCAAACACUCGACGAGCUUUCGAUAGAGGAGGACUUCGAUGCAGUACAAAUUCUUGAUAUCACAAUGGAAUUGCCUGUGGCAAAUGAGAAUUUAUUACCGGAUCCCUCGCGCGAAGACCUGCAUCUUCUUCCGGAAGAUGUCGAGUCGCGAAUGAUGUGCUCGCUUGUCUAUAGACAACGGAUCCUGAAUUUGCUUUCGUUUAUGCAGAUGCAAGACGCGCACCUGAAUUUUGGCGUACUCACCGAUGACGAGCUGGAAUUCUUAUUCAAUCGUAACGGCGAGAUCGCAUUGUUAGUGCCUGAUUCCUGUGUCUUCCUUGUACCAUAUGACAUGCAAAAUACGGACGACAACAGAAACAGAGACGUCAGCGAAAUCGCAGAAGAGGCCCAUCGAGAGAUGCAAUCGCCUCGGGGAAUCCUCAGGUAUCCUCCGGUACUUGCGCAUGGGUCGACAAGUAAAUCGAAAUACGAUGGAAAAGUGUCUGUGACUCCGCAAAAACGACAGACACGUCCGCAAGUGGAAACACCUACAAAACGAAGACGUUUAUCCUUUGAGGAUGUGAUUCCCGUUCCUUUGGAGGAUGUAGUAGCCCAGUUGUCUGCCACAGCUGAGCCUUCUGUUCCUUUGGAGGAUGUGACAGUACCCCAGAUACUUGUGGAAGGGACAGUGGCACCAGCUUCUCCAUUACCCGAGGAACAGAUGCCUGCCGUACAACGAGCAGAAUUAGACAUGGAACUGGAGCCUGUGCAUCCGAAGUUCUUCAAAAGCAAGAAGCAGCCAAAGAGAGGCAAAGUUAUCGAUAAGAAAAUCAGAUUGGAGGACAAGUCGCUCAAGGAGUGGCAUCAGAAUACAAGAAUUUAUUGCAAAUCGCAAUUGGACUUGCCGCAAGUGCAUCGUCCGUCCCCAGCGAUGGAACUCUUCGAUCGACCUUCGCACCAGCCCAAGCGAUGGGCCAGCAAACUGUAUGAUCUGUUUGCUGAUAACGUUAGAGGCCCAUUCACGGCUCCAGAUCAAGAGGACGCAGUCAUGUCAAUGCAAGAAAUACGAGCCGCGACGAGCAGGCUGGAUCAUCCUAUGGAGGAAUGGAGUACGCUUGGAAAUGUGCAGGCCACGACUGCUGCCGAUGGUACUGCCAUGGAGAGCAUCUCGAACAUCCCUCCCACCGAUAUUCAAAUGGCAGAAACGGCAACGGUACGCGACAGUUGUGAGGCAUCAACGGUGCCGUUAGCAGAGGCAGACAUGGCCAUUUCAGAGCAAGAUAUUAACGCCGAGCGUAUGCAAAAUGUCGAGAUGAAAGUAGAUGACGCGGAUGCAAACAGCCUCCCCGAUGUCGAAGUUAUGCUGGAGAAACGAUGGCGUCAAUCGGAAAUAAGAGAUCGCGUCUCGAAAUCUUCCACCCCGAUUGCGGCGGAGUCCGUACCUCUGACAGUUCAGGACGUUCUGGCUAUGUUGGAGGUCUUGUGGCGCGAUCGGGAAGUUGUCAAAUUUAACGACUUCAUCCCAAGAGAUACAUACUCGACAAACGAUGUUGUUCAUGUUUUCAACAUACUUCUUGUUCUACAUGCGAAGAAGAAGCUCGUUCUGCGACAGAGCGCUUGCUACCGUACUCUUUGGAUCAGGAAACUUUAUUUCGACUAAAUUGUAAAACGUAUUAUAUUAAUUGAUUCUCAAAUACUAAUGCCGACUUUUUAAAUUAUUAAUUUUUGUCGAAUUCAUUAUAAUUGUUUUUUCUAUUGUAUUCUUUAUUGUUUUGUGGUAUUCUUGGUGGUGGUGUGUAUUCUUUAUUGUUACUAUGGUCGGUAUAAUAUAUUUGUACAAAUACUUAUUUACCUAAAUACUGAAUUAUAACGCAGUAUUGUAUCGCGGCUAGAGUUAAAAUGUGAAAUAAAUGUCGUUUUAUGUCGCAGUAUUUUA